Messenger RNA from Hydractinia symbiolongicarpus, 1639 nucleotides. RefSeq names its product zinc transporter 7-like. The transcript has 12 exons. The record is from RefSeq and is a predicted model, not a curated record. Gene Ontology annotation, molecular function: zinc ion transmembrane transporter activity. Gene Ontology annotation, biological process: zinc ion transport; intracellular zinc ion homeostasis; transmembrane transport. Lineage: Eukaryota; Metazoa; Cnidaria; Hydrozoa; Anthoathecata; Hydractiniidae. The coding region runs from base 334 to 1545 and encodes 403 amino acids. Gene Ontology annotation, cellular component: Golgi apparatus; membrane.
UGACCAGGCCAGGGCCAGACCUGGCCUAGAUAAAAUUACAUUUUCACAAACCUGGCAAUUUUAGACUUUUGUCAGAAUUACUAAUUGGGUGACUUAUAAUGCAAAUUACAGCUUAUUUUAUCUUAGAAACAUAAUUUGUUGGUAUUUUGUUGUUUUGUUUAUUCCUCCAUUUUGUUUCUACCUUCUUUAUUUUAGGCUGUUUUUAUAUUACCAUAAAUAUGUGUUAAAAUACACUUUUAAACAGAAUUUUGUUUUCAUAUUAACUUGUUAAUCAGAAAAUUAUGAAACUUCACUGUUAACAGUGUUUUUUAGAUACUAUAUGAAUAAGACAACAUGCUCCCCCUCACACAUCAUGACCAGCUCAAAGGUGACGAUUUCAAGCCUGGUAUAAAAAUUGCAUCAAGGCUGGCGGGAUGGUUAAAAUCAAUACUGCAGGAUAAGACAUCAAGAAACAUAUUUUGCUUCCUGUUACUGAAUUUAGUUUUUGCCUUUUUGGAAUUAUUUUAUGGAAUUUGGACAAACAGUUUGGGUUUGAUUUCAGAUUCUUUUCAUAUGUUCUUUGACUGCACUGCAUUACUCACUGGUCUUAUUGCUACUGUUAUUUCUAAAUGGGGUAGAAAUGAAAGAUAUUCGUUUGGAUAUGUUCGGGCAGAGAUUAUGGCUGGCUUCAUGAAUGCAUUGUUUUUAAUGUUUGUCGCCUUCUUUAUAUUCUCAGAAGCUGUUGAGCGUGCUUUUCAUCCUCCACAUGUUGAACAUGAGAGAUUAUUUGUCAUAUCCGUACUGGGUUUCAUAGUGAAUUUAAUUGGUAUUUUUGUGUUUGGCCAUGGACAUGGUGAUGGAGAUCAUGGACAUUCCCAUGCUGGCUUAUCACAUGGUCAUUCCCAUGGUGGAGGCAGCCAUGGCCAUUCCCACGCUAAUCAGGUGAAAAGUCUGUUAAAAGAUGAAUUUCAAAACGACGAUUUUCAUAACGAUUUUCACCACAAAAAAAAAAUUGACCAUGGUGGACAUGGACAUGACCAUGGUGGACAUGGUCACAGUCAUGGUGGGUCUGGCCAUGGACACUCCCAUGGUAUUCAUGAUUCAUCUGGAAAUAUACAAGUAUCUGACAAACAAAUUAUGCAAGGUGUAUUCCUGCAUAUCUUAGCCGACACUCUUGGUAGUGUAGGCGUGAUCAUUUCGUCUCUGUUAAUCAAAUAUUUCGGAUUCAUGAUGGCGGAUCCACUGUGUUCAAUGUUGAUAUCCAUCCUCAUAUCUUUAAGUAUCUGGCCAUUAUUACUUGACUCGAUGUCUAUUUUAAUGCAAAGAACACCAAAAGAAAUUGAAUAUGAACUUCCAAUAACUUACCAAAGGGUGAGUCAAAUAGAAGGUGUGUACAGUGUACAAGAUCCUCACUUUUGGACGCUAUGCAGUAAAAACUAUGUUGGAAAUAUUCGUUUACUAAUUGCACCGCAAGCUGAUGCAUCAUCCAUACUAAGUCAAACACAUGGUAUAUUUAACCAGAUUGGUGUCAAGCAACUUUAUGUACAAAUUGAAAGAACUUAUUAAAAUUCACCGUGGGAUUAAUUGUUAGGAUUUUUGAACAGAUUUACACAGCAUUUUUUUUCGUAUUAAUUCUUUUCAGAAUAACGCAACUACACUA